Messenger RNA from Purpureocillium takamizusanense, 1557 nucleotides. RefSeq lists its product as uncharacterized. NCBI's taxonomy places the organism in Eukaryota, Fungi, Ascomycota, Sordariomycetes, Hypocreales, Ophiocordycipitaceae. The record is from RefSeq and is a predicted model, not a curated record. The transcript has 7 exons. Gene Ontology annotation, molecular function: fatty acyl-CoA hydrolase activity. Bases 63 to 470 code for a protein of 135 amino acids.
AUGUCUCAUAUCAUAUACUCACUCAAGCCUCUUCCCCAAACUGUCACCCGUGGUUGCAGCAGAUGACAAUGGCCAGGAAAUUGAGCCCGACGGGCUUCACCAAGGCGGUGAUGCGGUCCUUCAUGGCCGAUUCCGGCCUGGAGCCAAGGCUGCUAGGACCGCGGUUUCGGGUCAUCAGCGCAUCUCCCGGCCGAGUCGACUUUGAGAUGGACAUCCACAAGGAUCAUACGAAUCGCCUCCAAACUAUCCAUGGCGGCACCAUUGCGAGUCUCGUCGACCUAGGGGGCUCUUUGGCCGUCGCCUCCACUGGUCGUUUUGCAACAGGCGUCUCGACGGACCUCAACGUGACGUAUUUGGCUCCAGGUGGGCGGCCGGGCGACUUGCUUAAGGGAACCGCAAUCUGCGACAAGAGUAAUGCCUUCGAAGCCUCCCCUCCCCCUCGUACCGUCAUCGUCAGAACUAGAUAUUGACAGCAGCGCAGUUGGCAAGACGCUCGCCUACACAACCGUAACCUUUACCAACAGCAAGGGGCAAAUCGCCGCCAGAGGCAGCCAUACCAAAUAUGUCACGGGAACGAUGGGGGCCGACGGGCCUUAUGUCGCCCCUCCUGAGUAUUCCGACGUAGACUAGACGCAUGGCGAGUUGACUUAUAGACCUUUAUUAUGCUCUGUGAAAUACGACCACAGGCAAGAGUUCAGACUUGUAUAUACAAAACGACGACGCCGACUAAUCGCUAUUCUUCAAACAAACAAGAGGGCGCGUUGUAUCCGUCGUCACCCUCCCGAUUUGCGCCUCAUCACCUCUUCUCGUUGUAUGGUAUGGGGACGACCUGAGGCGGCGUGCCAUCAGCCUGGUGGUUCAGGCCCAUCGCCUCGUAGUGAGACGGCGGCGGAGGCGAUACGGCGCCAGUCUGCACGCUGCUUUCGUACGAGCGCUGAAUGUGUGGUGAUACUGGCUCCGACCAGUGCUGCUGGGGGGAGAGCUCAUGCCGAAACUGUGGGGCGUGUAGUCCCGCCGCGUGUUGGGGCGGCAGCUCUUGAGGGUUGCCGUACACGGGGGGCAUGGUGGCCGUCGCCGUCGGCUGUUGCCAGGUUUGCGGCGCGGGCUGAAGCGGCGUGGGGCUGUACUCGUACCCCCAUGGCAAUGGCUGCGAGCCCGUUGCAUGGGCCAUGGGGCGGACCAUCAUGAAGGGUUGCUCUGUGGCCCAGACGCCAUGUUGUUUCUUGGUGCCCAGGGCGAACAGUAUCAUGAGGAUGAUGAAAGAGGGCCAGAAGUUGAAGAUGACGUCAAGUAUGGCAAAAUAGGGCCCUGGAGUCUUGACGAUGUCCGGGAACACCGUAUCCCCGAGGGGCACGUAGUCGGCGUAGUAGCCCACGUUGUAGCAAGUCUUGAGGAGCAAGAGGACGCAGCAGACUAUUAGGUACCGAGUCGCCUAUUUCGUCGAUUAGCGGCAUGUUUCAAGGUUCGUCCUCCGGAGUAUAGAAGAAGAAAGAGUCCUACAGUUGUGACGCGCGGUUCAGCGCGUGUCUUGACAGCGACCACGAUGGAUCUGACCAG